Myzus persicae (green peach aphid) is the source of this 859-nucleotide messenger RNA. RefSeq lists its product as uncharacterized. Bases 251 to 763 code for a protein of 170 amino acids. NCBI's taxonomy places the organism in Eukaryota, Metazoa, Arthropoda, Insecta, Hemiptera, Aphididae. The record is from RefSeq and is a predicted model, not a curated record. The transcript has 3 exons.
CUUAAAUUGUGUAAGUUAUUAAGUUGUAACUUAUAACUCGGCUGUUUCUUAAAUGGUAAUCACUAAUCAUACUAUAUCCAUUAGCCGAAAUCCGUGCCUAUUGCCCAUCAUAACUCAUCUACAAUUUACAGUAUUGAGCUAUUAUUAUAUGAUGUUCAUCGUUCAUGGUAUUGAGUAUUGACUUGACAUAUUUCGUAACAAACGCACAAGACUAGGAUUGCAGAACAUAACAAAUUACAAAUAGAGUAAAAUGUCUGAUAAUGAAAAUCCUAUUCCAUCUCCGACUUCAUGUAAACUAUCGCAUAUUUCUAACAAAAUGUAUACACCUUGUCGUACAGUAGGACUAAAGAGGAAAUCCACAGGUACAUUAACUCCCAAAACUAUACCGAAGAAAAUUAAAGUUAUUGAUGAAACAUCAAAAUCAAUUACAUUUGCUGAAAAUGCAGCUACGCAAAAUAUUAAACCAAAAAACAAGUCUAUUUCAAGAUUGGAGUUUAAAGAUGAGACAAAUUUACUAGACAAACACCGUGUAAUAGAAGAACUCAAGUCUGAACUCAAAAAUAGUGAACAGCAUAAUUUAGAUCAAAUAAAGAAGCUAUCAAAAAAAUGGUUAAAUGUUUGUCAAGAGGCUUUGACAUCACUAUUCAAUAAAUUAAAUGAAAAUGGAAAUUCCAAUUUACAUACUAUAGAAGAUUUAAUUAGGAGUAUAGGUAUCUGUCCAGAUUUAAUUCAAUUUGAUUCAAAUAAUCAAGAGUUUUACUAAAAAGAAUAUAAAUACUAUAUGAACAAACAAUUUAAUUAUUAUUUAGUUCUUUAAUUUUAGUUAAUCAAUCAUCAACAAUAAAACAAUGUUCUGAAU